Molecule: messenger RNA, 1602 nt
Organism: Sordaria macrospora k-hell
Lineage: Eukaryota; Fungi; Ascomycota; Sordariomycetes; Sordariales; Sordariaceae
Source: RefSeq, a predicted model, not a curated record
AUGGCACCCGUACUUCGCGCCCUCAUGGCCCGUCGCCUUGUCGUGAGCGGCAAAGACAUCGCAGCUCUCGGUCCUCUGGCAGCGCGCGCCAUCCUUCUCGCCCGCGAUGACGACAACAAAGAGAAGGACCGUCCCGACCCAGAGCAGGGACUCGUGCACCCGCAGGAGAUCAACAACAACGCCAUGUUCGCGCUCUUCGGCAUUCUUGGCGCCGCCAUCGUCAUCGGUGCCGUCUGGUUCUUCUUCUGGGCCAAGAACGGUGGCUUCUACUUCAGGGAGGACGAUUGGGAUGACUACAAGUCGACAGUGCUGCGCCGCAAGGGUCCCAACGGCACCAUUUAUUCGAAUGCCACCCCCAGCACCAUUCUCGGCGGCGGCAGCGUGUACAAGGAUUACGACGGCAUGACGGAGAUGGACAACACCACAGUCGUAUCCGGCACUACGGGCAUCACAGGCAUCACGGGCGGCGUGUCCGACAUCUACGGGCGCGAGAAGCGGCGCAAGAAGCGCGAGCAAAAGGAGCGCGAUAAGGAACGCCGGCGCGAGGAGAAGGCACGCGAGAAGGAAGAGAAGAAGCGGAGCAAGCGCAAGGUCGGCGCCGAUGGCAUCAUGGUCGAUGAGGAGGCCGAGGCCAUGGCCCAGGAACAGCUGCGCAACUACCGGUCCGAGAAACCCGCCCGCGUUGGUGGCAUCAACGUCGCUAGCGAGGCGAGCGAGUGGGACGGCUCGACUAACCCCAGCUGGAGCGGUGUGGGUACUUCGACUGUUGAUAGCGGCAGCACCGUCACGGAGGGGUUGAUCCAGCACCAGGAGAAGCGCGAGCGGAGCCCUAGCAAGAAGGAACGGGAUGAGGAGCGCGCAGCCAGGAAGGAGGCGGAGCGUAGGGAGAGACGCGAGCAGCGUGAGCGUGAGCGUGAGCGUGAGCGUGAGCGUGAGCGUGAUCGCGAGCUUGGCCGUGACCGUGACCGUGACCGUAACCCUGAUAGAGAGCGCGAGAAAGAGAAGAAGACGGGCGGCAUCCGCAAGGUGUACUCGACAGCCGACAAGAACGCCAGCCGCGAAGCCGAGCGGUUGCGGGCCGAGGCGCGCCGUCUGCGGGAACGGGAUCGUGCGGCUGCAGCGGCCGGGCAGCGUGAGCGCGAACAGCGCUCGUCGAAACGGGACUUUAGCUGGCAGCACGGAGUGGACGACGAAUCUUCCAUUGCGCUGCGCCGCAUCGACGAGCGGGGCGAGAGUGUCCUGGAUGAUGUCCAAGAGCACGAGGAGGGUGUUGUCGCCACGGGCAGCGGCGGCAAUGGGAAGUACGCACGGGUGAACAACAACGACUAUGACGAGCUCGACGAAGUCCCGCCGCUGCGUACAUCACGCGCCUUGGUCCCGUCGAGCUACACGGGAACGGAGAGCGACUUGAUGACGGAGAGCGAGGUCAGCGGCCACAAGGUCUACAAGCACCCGGUUCACAUCCCCGUCAGCGGCGCGGAGAGCUCGGUGGGAAGCGAGGUGUCAUAUGCGGAGGAGAGGAGGAAGAAGAGAAACGGUGCUGGAUACAGGAAGCAUCAUCGUAGGGACGGUGAUGGGGAUAGCAGCGUUGGCGGUUACUAA